Molecule: messenger RNA, 3534 nt
Organism: Rhopilema esculentum
Lineage: Eukaryota; Metazoa; Cnidaria; Scyphozoa; Rhizostomeae; Rhizostomatidae
Product: noggin-1
Biological process (GO): dorsal/ventral pattern formation; negative regulation of cell differentiation; osteoblast differentiation
Source: RefSeq, a predicted model, not a curated record
UACCUGCUCGCUGGCAUGGUUCAAAUGAUUCACUGGGAUCAUCGGCCUAUACCAGCAGAGAUUUGCAGUGGUCAAGGAUACUGAGAGGAUAUUCCUGGAUUCCGUAAGCAAAAUGCAGCGAUAUAAACAACAUUGGAUUUGGAGGAAAGGCAAGAAGUCGUGUCGUGGUUAUGAUAAAGAAAAACUAAUAAGGCCUAAAGAGAAGUCACUAAUGAUGCAUCGAAGAAACAAUCUGUUCAUCUUUUUGCUGGGCAUCCCUUUGCUUGUCUGCUGUCAAACAGUGCCUACAAAUGGUCUUGCAAGGUUCUACCUUAAUACGCCUUCCUCGUUGACCCCAAGGACGAACUUCACAGUGCUGUAUCAUCUCAUGAGAAAAAGCCAAAAGUGGCCAGAUCCGAAAAAUGAGGACUUGAAAGACCAGAGCUUGCUCCGUAUUCUUGGUAACUACAUAAGUUCGCAUUUGUCAACAAAAAUGCCAAAAGACUUCGAUAAUAUCCAGCGCGAGAACGAGGUAUCAGAGAAAGAGCUUCUAAAAACGAUGCCACAGUCGUUAAAAACCAUCAAGUUUGAUCUGCCUGAAAUGCCAAGAAGGCAUGCACGUUCCCAGGCACUGACAUCUUUGCUGCAGCUACUACUGUGGCGACGAUCUUACUGCCCUGUUGAGUACAAAUGGAUGGACUUGGGCAAGUAUGUGUGGCCUAGAUACAUGAAAGUCGGAUACUGCCCAAAAAAAUCAUGCUCAAUUCCUGUCGGGAUGACAUGUCAGCCUUCAAAGCAGGACGAGAAAGUUAGAUUACUGCUUUGGUUCUGUUCAAGAUCGAGAAAAUGCUCGUGGAAAAUUUACAGUGAGAGCAUUACGACAGAGUGCAAAUGUCAGUGUCAGAGAUGAGCUUUAAAACAAGCGAAUAAUUCUUAUGCGCAGGGCAGGUGGUUCUAUAGCCUAAAGCUACUGGCACACCAAUAAUGGUUUGUUGAGACAUUUCCCUGCCUGUCUGCAAAAAGUCUUCGUGUUCUCUCCUUCUAAGCAAUACCGCUGUCGAUAUUCCUAUUGAUAAACUUCACAAUUGAUAUUGUUGCGAUUGAGAUUUAUUUAAUGUUAAAGAAAGUUAUAUUAUGAUAGCCCCAUGAAUUAUUCCGGCCAGGGGUUAUGAUUUCUUCAAAUAAGCACGUUUAAAGAUUCAAGCCUGGUUUCCAUAUCUUUGCAACAGACAGCAGAGGGGUCUCCGCCUCUUACGACGAUAUGGAAUCUAAGAUUUACAAGUUUUCGUAAGAUCUUGGCUACUUAGAUGGUUCUUCAAGCAUCAAUGGCGUGUUAUUGAAACAAAGGUUAAAAUAUUUGCUUCAUACACGUCACUAUUCCUGUUUGAAUAAUUUUUUGUGUUGGGAUUUUUAAACUUGAAACUAAGUGAUACAUUCCCACCGUUGAUUAGUGCCAUUAUGAUGUUUGUCUCUCAGUAACCUUGUGCUCUUGCCCCCAGUGAGCCAUUGCGUAGACCCAUUAUUGCUUUAAGAAGAUGCUUUGUAUACUCUUGUAGAUAGCUGCUAAUUUAAUUGUGCAUAGUAAUAAUAAUGCAUUGAGUAUCCAACAUAUUAUGUAUGGGUAAUGUUCAAAACCUGUGACUUUAUAAAUAUUAGGUUUUACUUAAUGUCAAGAUGUUAAGUAAUGUAGAUUUGAAAAUGGAGAGUGAACUGACAUUCUUUCUAGCGUUACCGAGUGCUUUGAGCUGACUACUUUGCAGAAUUUAGAAUAUAAAAAUGAAGAGGAACCUAAUUAAGCUUAAGUCCUAUCUGACAGGUUUAGGGUGCAGAUAUUAUGGAAUGUUCAACCUACCUACAACAAUACAGAUGAAAGCAAUAUUUUCCAAAAUUUGCAGGUCAAAAGCUGUUUUUGAAAACAAAGUCGCUACGAUACCAGCCAACUUUUAAGGACUUUUGGGGUGUUACUACUCCAACCUUCGUUACAAACUUCUAUGUUUGAAGAACCCAAAUUUGGAAAUGAAGUAUGUGCGCACUAUAUGAAAGUUUGUACUGAAUCGAUUCCCUCUUUGCACUAGUUCUUCAAAUAACAAAGAGAACUAGCUGCGUUCUUUUGCUCAGUUUUAUUCAGGAAAGCAUUACGCCUGGUAGAUUCCGAGUGAAUACAGACGCCUGUAUUUCAGAACUGGUAUAAAUCUUCCCGAGAAGAUAUCGUUGGAUUAUAGUGAAAAGUUUCAGAUCCACUGAAAUUGGUAAAUAUUAUGUAAUUUUCAAAUAAAUACCAUCGUUCAUAGAGAGCAAGACUGCUUAUAAAACAGAUAGGAGAUAUUUUGUUCGAGAGCUUUGGGUAACUGUUCCUGUUUGUAUAUAAAGACUUUUAAGCUUGGACUAUUCAGGUAAAUGUCGUAAUUUGUUACUAUUUGUUGUAUUUAAUAUAAAAAAUAAUGUAUUUACGCUAAUUUUUUUAGUUUCAAAAGUAUUCUAAGUAAGCAAAGUUCCAUGUAGAUUUUGCAAGCUUUUGAAGACGGAUUUUUUAAUUGAAAUCUGUGUGUUUGUCUUUAUGGCAAGAUGUAUAAAUAUGAUCAAAUGCGAUUAACAGUUAGGUUCUUUCUGCGCUUUAUCUAAUGUAUUUUAUUGAACUGAUCUGAACUCUUGGAAAAUAUUCAAGAAUUUUUGUAUUUUCAAAUUCCAAGUUGAAAUGCCCAAGGUACUUCGUUUCUGCGAAGAAAAAACAAUCAAGGACCCUUCAACCACUUUCAUUUGACAGCAUUGGAACAAUCUUCAGAAAUACGAAAGGGGGCUACGAACUCUAUCAUUUAGAUUUUUGAAUUCAAUUGAUCACAAUAUCAAAGUAAGAAAAUUGGUGUCAUGGAUAAUUUGACAGUCUGCUUCAGGGAAUCGGAGUCAUGAUUCUUUGUUUACACUCUGAUAACACGCAAUAUCACUGGCAAAUGGCAAAGCACAGGAAAUCAUAAAAAACUACAAGAUACUAGUUACGAGAAAUAUGAAAAGUAAUGAAAAGAAUGAAAGAUCACAAAAAGUAAAAGCUAUGAAGAGAAUUUACUGAAAAAAAAGAUUUUUCAAGCAAAAAUAUUUUUGCUUUGGGGCCACUGAAGGAAAAGACAAAAUGGAGUGAAGACCACGUUAGUAAAAAGUAGAACAAAUCAAUGUUGUAAGGUGAUGAAUGAUAUUAUGAAAUGUUCUUUUUCAAAAUUGGACAACAUAAUCUGAAAAAUCUUCAUUUCCUUUAUCUAUGAAGUCACUGUAGUUUGUUCUUAGCUUUCGAAACUCCUUUGCUACUAAACUCCUUGAAACUAGGGCUCAGAUGCUACUAAACUUUUAAUAAGACCAUAACAACAGUAUUAAUUACAUGGGUAAACAUUAACUAACCAAAUCUCAGCUAUAUAUAAUGUAUUUAACUUUAACUUAAUAUUUUUCUAUUAACCAUUGGCCAGAAGUGUUAAUAUGAAGGGGGAUAUAAUUUCAACUAUGCCAAUAUUUCUUCUACAAGUCAACAAGUAGUUUAACCCAGCGUUGACUUCCAUAAGAUGGCGUGGU